Hipposideros armiger (great roundleaf bat) is the source of this 3052-nucleotide messenger RNA. It is a transcript of the gene KLHL30, whose product is annotated as kelch like family member 30. Bases 124 to 1863 code for a protein of 579 amino acids. Gene Ontology annotation, molecular function: protein binding. NCBI's taxonomy places the organism in Eukaryota, Metazoa, Chordata, Mammalia, Chiroptera, Hipposideridae. The transcript has 8 exons. The record is from RefSeq and is a predicted model, not a curated record.
GCUCUCCAUGCCCCCUCGGCCGGCUGGUCAGUCCUGUUCUUCAGACUGAGAUCUCAGCAACAGGUUCCAGGGGCCGACUCAGAGGGGCUUCUUCCCGGGGGACGCCACGUUGGCACGGGCGUCAUGGUGCGGAACAUGGACGACAUGGACUUCCAGCUGCCUUCACACGCCCAGAACAUGCUGGACGGGCUGCUGCGGCUGCGCUCGCAGCCCAAGAUGGCCGACGUCACGCUGCUGGUGGGUGGCCGGGAGCUGCCCUGCCACCGUGGCCUCCUGGCGCUCAGCAGCCCUUACUUCCACGCCAUGUUUGCGGGCGACUUUGCCGAGAGCUUCUCGGCGCGCGUGGAGCUGCGGGAUGUGGAGGCCGCCGUGGUGGGGCAGCUGGUGGACUUCGUGUACACUGGCCGGCUGACCAUCACCCAGGCCAACGUGGAGGCGCUGACACGCACAGCCGCGUGCCUCCACUUCCCCGCCGUGCAGAAGGCCUGCGGCCGCUACCUGCAGCAGCAGCUGGACGCCACCAACUGCCUGGGUAUCUGUGAGUUUGGGGAGCAGCAGGGGCUGCUGGGCGUGGCCGCCAAGGCCUGGGCCUUCCUGCGGGAGAACUUUGAGGCCGUGGCACGGGAAGAUGAGUUCCUGCAGCUGUCCCAAGACCGGCUGGCCACCUGCCUGGCCAGCGACCUGCUGCAGGCACAGCCAGAGCAAAGCCGGCUGGAGGCCCUGCUGCGCUGGGUGCGCCACAACCCGCAGGCCCGGGCCGCCCUCCUGCCCGGGCUGCUCGGCCUGGUGCAGCUGGAUGCCGUGCCCAGGCCCUGCGUGCAGCAGCUGCUGGCCACAGAGCCGCUGAUCCUGGAGUCAGAGGCGUGCCGGGCGGCCCUGUCCCAGGGCCAUGAUGGGGCAUUGCCCGCCCUGCCGCAGGAGCUGGAGGAGGUGCUGGUGGUGGUGGGCGGGCGGGCGCUGGAGGAGGAUGAGGAGGGUGCCGGCCCGCCCGCCCCGCUCCCCGGGAACUUCACCUUCUACAACAUCAAAGCCAAGCGAUGGAUGGCGCUCCCAGACUUCCCCGACUACCACAAGUGGGGCUUCUCCUUGGCCGCGCUCAACAACAGCAUCUACGUCACAGGUGGCUCACGGGGCACCAAGACGGACACCUGGUCAACCACCCAGGCCUGGUGCUUCCCGCUAAAGGAGGCAGCCUGGAAACGCGUGGCCCCCAUGCUGAAGGCGCGCACGAACCACGCCAGCGCAGCACUCAACGGGGAGAUCUACGCCAUCGGCGGCACCACUCUGGACGUGGUGGAGGUGGAGAGCUAUGAUCCGUACACAGACACCUGGACAUCCGUCAGCCCCGCCCUCAAGUAUGUCAGCAACUUCUCCGCGGCCGGCUGCCAGGGCCGGCUCUACCUGGUGGGCUCCAGCGCCUGCAAGUACAACGCGCUGGCCCUGCAGUGCUACAACCCGGUCACAGAAGCGUGGAGCAUGAUCGCCUCGCCGUUCCUGCCCAAGUACCUGUCCUCGCCGCGCUGCGCCGCCCUGCAGGGGGCGCUCUACCUGGUGGGCGACAACACCAAGAAGGUCUACGUGUAUGACCCCGGGGCCAACCUGUGGCAGAAGGUUCAGUCCCUGCACAGCCUGCACGAGAAUGGUUCCCUGGUGCCUCUGGGCGACGCGCUGUACGUGACGGGUGGCCGCUGGCAGGGCAUGGAUGGCGACUACCACGUUGAGAUGGAAGCUUACGACCCUGGGUGCAACACCUGGACCCGCCACGGCGCCCUGCCCCUCCUCUGGCUGUACCACGGGGCCUCUGCCAUCUUCCUGGACGUCUCCAAGUGGACACAGCCUUUCAGCCCUGCCCAGGAGCACUGAGGCGCUCCCCGUCACACCUGGAGGCAGCGGCUGGGUGACCCCCUGUUUAUUUUUGCUUGUGUGUUCACUCAGAGCCACCAGGGAGGUCAGAGGGACAGUCUUCGUCUCCAAGGCCACCACACAAACUCUGAGCUGACCAGUGGCAGGGGUCUGGGACUCUGGACGGCUGCUUAGAGGGGGACGCAGCUCUCCAGCCCACAGGGGUGUCUGACCUGAGGAAGGGGCCGGGGGUCCAGGGAAGCACUGUGAGAGCUUCCAGGCUCUCCCAGAGUUGGCUGUGCCCUGGAGAGAGAGCUGCGCCGAUGAGGGGUGACGCGGAGUGGCCCCGGCAGCUGAAGCUGUUGGGGAGGCUGGGCAGCCUGCAAAGACUUCCGGAGAGGCCUGUCGGGCAUGUUGGUGGCUUGCUGCCUGGUGGCCUCUUAAACAAAGGCAGCACCCCAUAGGCUCCUCCGGCCAGCAUGUGGCCUAACUCAGGGUGGCUCGGGCCAGCCCUUGAGACCCCUGGGUCCCCGAGUUUGACUGGGGUCCUGGGUAGAGCUGGCUCAGGCUCCCUGCUCCUUCUUACUUGUCCUGAAUGAGGCACUGUGUUUGUCACCAAGGGGACAAUGACGGACUCCCACUGGGUGCUAAGUGGCCCUCCCCUUUGUCACUGGCUUCGUGAAUGACACAGGGCUGCAAGUCAGGGACCUGCACUGACUGGCUGAGGGCCUGGUUAGGUCCCGUCUGUCUCCCUCUAGACCUGGGUAUCCUCUCCAGGACCAGCUCCUUGAACCCCACCAGGGACCGGAGGCAGACCUGGCACCCCGGUCCUGAGGAAGGAGCCCUGGGCCCCCCAGCUUCUGUAGACUACACCCACUUUGCUCCCAGACCUGACUUCUCACACCCAUUUCUUGUGGGAGAAUUGAGUUUGCCCUUUAGGCCCCAGACAUAGCAGGGCCUCCUGGGUGUCUGCUCCCAAAGGAGCACGAGCCCCGGGCCCGAGGACACCGAGGCGGCUGGUGGAGUGGGUGAAGACGAGGAUGAAGGUUUUGGGGUCCUUGAAUCGUUCUGGAUGAAAAUCUGAAAGGUUUCCAGACAGUUACUAAAGGUGCUCAGCCAAGCGCUGUUUCAAAAUAAAGACUCGGCAGGACAGAAUGGACUUGCUUUUAUCAUAAAUGGGUGGUGGAAAGUGGGGGGGUGUCCUGGAGUA